AUGUUCGCUCUGGUCAAUCAUGGAGUCCCAACCGAGACAGCGGAGGCUAUGUGCCCUUGGUUUUAUUCCUCCGGCGUGCUAUAUGAAGAACAUUCCCGAGAGCGUUGGAUUUCAGGAUUCAUGAGACUGAUCGGUACUCAGAUGUUGGAUAUUUUGGAUAGCGAGGAGAAGAAGAACAGUGCCAUGGAGAAGAUCUACCUAAUGCUGCACUAUGGCACCACAGGAGAAAAUGGGAGUCAGUGGACCACAUAUGCCCUGAGAUGUGUUGCUCAAAAGCCGUGA
Molecule: messenger RNA, 282 nt
Organism: Penicillium verrucosum
Lineage: Eukaryota; Fungi; Ascomycota; Eurotiomycetes; Eurotiales; Aspergillaceae
Exons: 2
Coding region: 1-282 (93 amino acids)
Source: RefSeq, a predicted model, not a curated record